UCUGGCUUUACUUGUAGUUCUUUGUUCUGAGGCGGUAAUGCAGUAUUAAAAUGUCAAACACAUAAUGAGACAAGUAACCAACGAAUAUCACUGUAUGAACAAUGUAAGCGUAAUUUUACUUUUGUUACUUGGGUUACGUAGAAUUACAAAUGGGAGCGGAAAGCCACGAGAAGCCAUCUUGGAAGAGGGCAAAAGAAGUAUUAGCCACAUACGGCGUUGUGUAGGAUAAGAGGGUGGGAGAAAAACAGAGAGAAACCUGCGGACCAGACAGCGACAUUGAAGAAACAGGAGACCCACCCGCACAAUCUGCCUCCAUCUUCUGCAAGAUGGCCGACACCAAGGGUCAUUUGUUGAUGGAUAAAUAGCCCAGAAUAAACAAACCCUACCCUUCCCCAAGCUGUAGCCUUUGAUGAAUGAUGUCUUACGUUUGACUGGCAAGAAGUUUUAUCAGCUUCUCUUCUGCUUGGGAGAACAGUAAUUGACAUGAAGUAACACAGUAGACAUGAAGGUCUGGAUCCAUGAAGCCUGAUGCCUGGUGCUUGCUCUCAUUAAGCUGAAUACAUUGUGAUUUCCAGUAAUAGAGACAGUAUUUUUGAAGGCUGUCUACAUUAAUGAAAAGAGCAAUGUAGUCAGCUUAACAAAAUCAUCAGUGUUACCUACUGAUUGUAACGUGGUACAGUCACAUUGCUGGGCACUUGCAUGCUAGGGUUAUAGUUACAUUUGUAAAUUAGCUAUUUUGUUGUCUGUAGUAUUAAUUAUGGAGGAGUGUGAGGAAGUAGCCCCUUUCCCAGAGGUAAAUGGACAUGACGUGACGGAAAUGAAUCCAGCAUCUCCCCCACCUCUGCCGCCAGAAGAAGAGCCUCCACCACCUCCCCUGCAAACGUCCAGUGACGCAGAGGUAAUGGACGUUGGCUCUGGUGGUGAUGGACAGUCACAAACCCCAGCUGGGGAACUGCAGCAAAACAACGGGUUACAGCUUCUCACUAAAGGGUCAACUUCCUACAAGAGUCAUCGUACAGUUCUUGAUCCCUUUCACAGUGACCAAAGUCCAAGAACAGCCCGUCAUGCACCGUCUAAUAAAAGGUUUACCCCCGAUCUUAAGUUGCUUAAGGAUGUUAAGGUUAGUGUAAGCUUUACAGAGAGUUGCAGAAGCAAAGACAGACAUGUUCUGUACACUGGAUUGGAAUGUGAGGGUUCCCUACAUGGAGGUAGCAAUAUGAACAGUGUAAAUGGCGAUAUGUAUGUUUGUCCUUUUGCUGGUAGUAGUAAUGGAAAUGUUACAGAUAGUAUUGAAAUUACACUUAAGAAAAACUAUGAGCCUGAAAUUGACCAGGAGAAGAAAGUAGAAUAUGCUGUUCUGGAUGAACUUGAAGAUUUUACCGAAAAUGUUAUGGAUGUCGAUGAAGAUGGAGCAGAAUUUGUAUCGGAAUCCAUUCUCCAGAGAGAUAAGAUUGAUGAAGAAGCCCUGAUAUACAGCUAUGAGGAUGAAUUUGAUAACGAUGUGGAUGCACUUCUGGAAGAGUCCCUUCACAGCCCCAAAAAGAGAAGAAUAGAGGAGAAAUAUGAUAUUGAUAGUGAUCACCAAUCAGAUGGAGAGUCAAGUGUUCAGCCCAUGGUGACCAAAAUAAAAACAGUACUGAAAAGUCGAGGCCGCCCACCCACAGAACCAUUACCUGAUGGAUGGAUCAUGACAUUCCACAACUCAGGCCUACCUGUCUACUUGCAUCGAGAAACCAGAGUAGUCACCUGGUCCAGACCUUAUUUCCUGGGCACUGGAAGCAUAAGGAAACAUGACCCACCAAUCAGCAGCAUUCCUUGCUUGCAUUAUAAAAAAAUGAAGGAUAAUGAUAUCAAAGAGCAGAGCAAUGAUGUCACAUCAGCCCUCGUUUCAGUGUCUUCUUCCUUAAAGUCCUCUGAUACAAGUCACAAUUCUCAAGAGCCAGACACCACUGCUGCUGAUUCUUUUGUUUCUGAUAAGAGGGAGUCUGUGAGUGAAGUAGCCCAGGGAGCACUUGGACAAGUAAAGGCGAAGGUUGAAGUGUGCAAGGAUGAAUCCAUUAAUCUUGAGGACUUCCGCAGCUAUCUGGAAAAAAGAUUUGAUUUUGAACAGGUUACUGUUAAAAAAUUCCGGACAUGGGCUGAAAGAAGACAAUUUAACCGAGAAAUUAAACGCAAGCAGGCAGAAUGUGAAAGGCCUAUAUUGCCUGCUAAUCAGAAACUUAUAACCUUGUCAGUGCAAGAUGCUCCUACAAAGAAAGAGUUUGUUAUCAACCCUAAUGGAAAAUCUGAAGUAUGCAUCUUACAUGAAUAUAUGCAACGGGUCCUGAAAGUGCGCCCUGUUUACAAUUUCUUUGAAUGUGAGAACCCAAGUGAGCCUUUUGGAGCAUCUGUAAUUAUUGAUGGAGUGACAUAUGGUACUGGAACAGCAAGCAGCAAAAAACUGGCAAAGAAUAAAGCUGCUCGUGCUACUUUAGAAAUCCUUAUUCCAGAUUUUGUAAAGCAGACUUGCAUUGAAAAGCCCAAAGACACUGAUGAACUUGAGUAUUUUAACCAUAUCAGUAUUGAGGAUUCACGUGUGUAUGAGUUGACCAAUAAAGCUGGACUGUUGUCUCCGUAUCAAAUUCUCCACGAGUGCCUUAAAAGAAAUCAUGGAAUGGGUGACACAUCAAUCAAGUUUGAAGUUAUUCCUGGCAAGAACCAGAAAAGCGAAUAUGUAAUGACUUGUGGAAAGCACACUGUGCGGGGCUGGUGUAAAAACAAGAGGGUAGGAAAGCAGCUGGCAUCUCAGAAAAUACUUCAGCUGCUUCACCCUUAUGUAAAGAAUUGGGGGUCCCUAUUGCGCAUGUAUGGGAGGGAAAACAGCAAGAUAGUGAAACAGGAAACCUCUGAUAAAAGUGUAAUAGAACUUCAGCAGUUUGCCAAAAAGAAUAAGCCAAAUCUUCAUAUCUUGAAUAAGCUACAGGAAGAGAUGAGAAGACUGGCACAGGAGAGGGAGGAAACACGCAAGAAGCCCAAGAUGACCAUUGUGGAAUCUGCCCAGCCAGGCAGUGAACCGCUAUGUACCGUGGAUGUCUAAUGUGAACCUAUAAUGAAGCAAUUCGGGGCCUAGAAAACAAUUAUUUGAGUAUUUGUUGAUUAAUGUGGUACAUAAAUAGGGCUGAUUUCAUUAUGCAUUUUCCACGUUUGCAUCAUCUCAGCAAUAUUACCUCAUAUGAUAGGUAGUUGUUUGUCUUUAAUGUGAUGUAAAGCAAUGCUGAAGUUUGUGUUCUUAUAUAUCACAAAAAGCACUUUCUUAUUAGGGACUCAUUCAGUGUCUUAACAUUGCAUGGUUUUUCAUUCUAAACUGGAAUCCAAAGUGUGAGUCUCUUAUGCUUUCUUAUGGAUUUAUAUUGUAUUUGAUAUAACCGAUGAACUGCAUAGAUGGGAGGUAAAAUAGAUGGGCAGUUUCCUAAUGCUUUCCUCCCUCAGCUUGUGCUCCAGAGAUGCAAAUACAUGCAAACACGCGUGGCUUUUCUUUAGUCAGCCCUAUUACAUGUAGCCCCGGCACAUUCAACCUUAUUCACAGGGUAAGAUAAUCAUUGGAAUAGGCUCAAGAGCAGUAACUAUUUAUGUCUGUGAUUGUGAAGGGUACUGCUUUCUUCCAUAAUAAAGUGUUUUUCAGUUUAGACUACUGUUAGAUUGCAGUGAUGGCCCAUUUUUAUUGUUUGUGCCGGUUACGGUCAGAGAUGGAAAAUGCAAAGCUGGGAAUUUUGUGUGUGCAGGAAUACAAGCAAUUGCCAGAAACUGCUCUUCAGAAGUUUAAGAUAAUAAAGUGGUGCCAAGUUAUUUGGUGACUAUUUCAUAACUUUAGUUUUUCACUGGAAAGUACACAUAGUUCAGCUCUUUUAUGCAACAGCAAUAUCUUGCUUUAAUAAAGCACAUUCUGCUGCUUAGUGUCUCAUUAUAGCACAGAUUAUAUAAACACUCCAUUUUCUUGUCUGGUACUUUAUUUAUUUUAUAUUAGCAGAAUAAUGCACUGCUGUGGUCUGUUAAUGGAAAUGCUCUAUUUUGGGAAGGGUCUCUCACCAUGCACGUGUGUGUGUAUAAAGUGUACGGCAAUAAUAGUCACAUCUGUCUGCUACCCCCCAAAAAAAAGCAAAUGUUACUUCAGUUCUAUGGUACACCAAAGGGAGCCUUACACUGCCUUUUCACAUGUCACAUUAUAGCAGGAAGAAAUCCCAAGCUAAGCACUCUAACAUAGGACUUGCACAAUUAUUCAUAUAUAUAGUAUAUACAAUGGGAUGGAUUCUCUUACUCUAAAAAAAAAAUAGUCUUGAUUAGUUUCCUUUUUCUUUAUAACCACUGUGUUUAUGUUUAAGCCAUUGGUCGGCAGAUGCCAAAGGGAUGGCUUUUAGGAGCAGUCUGUCUUGAUGUAUCUAGAGUAGACCAUAUUGUUUUCGAAACGCUCAACACCUUUUAUGCCAUGAGAGAAGGGAAAUAAAGCUGCUCCUGGUAACUAUAAGGACCGGAUUUCUAAGUUACGCUCUGCUAGUACAGAGCAUGUUUUCGCACUCACUACACUAGAGAUUUCCUGUGCCAUCCUUUUUCUCUGCCCGUGCCAUCCGAUUAUAAACCUGAAUUUUUUUUUCGUUUGGCACCUUGGCACCAAUGCAGUAACACACAGCAGCAAAUCAGACCCUUGUUUUUAUUAUUUUAGCCACUCUGAAUCAGUAAACGCUUGCUUUGUGUCACUGCACUGCUGCACAGAAAUCUCACAACAUGCCAGGUGCUAUUCUGCUACAGAAGCAUUAUCUGUCAUCCGCCAUUUCUAUACGCUCUUUUUCUGCAAUUUCUAAAUAGCAGGCGGCUUGAAUGAAGGUCCAUGGAAUCUGUGAGAAUCCUAUGGGAUGGAUCCUUACUGGAGCAGUUACGAUUUAUACGUGAAUAUGUUGAAGGACUGUUUGUAUUAAUUUGAUUUAUCAGUGGUGAUAAUGCAUGGCCAACAGAGAUUAUACAUUGUUUUCUUAGAGGGUUCUGCACUGUUCAGCACAGGGGGUUUGUAUGGAAAGGCAAGUAGAAAUGCAGUUGUGCCUUUUCCUACUUCAUGCACAGCUUUCAUUCCUGUAACUGCUUAUCUAUAAGAUAGUGUUGCUGAUCUUUAUGCACUGGAGGGGAAAAUGUAGAUAAAUGACAGCGGGUGUGUAUAUUUAAUCAAUUUCACUUCUAUUGAAAGAAUAAAUAAAUGAAGGAGUUCUUAAUAAUAACCACGGAUAUUAAUAGAACGAUAGAAAAACUGCUAAUCAGAUUUAUAAUGGCAGAAAUCAAUAGUGACAAGCACAAGUGGCAAGUCCCCAUCACUUUAAACAUUGUAUUGGGGGAAGAAGUGUUUGUCAGGUGUCAGCGCUGCUACAGUAUCUCCCUUAUCACUGGCACCAAUGUCAGCUUUGAUACCUGUCUGUUUUAUUCUAUGAAUUUGAUUGUGUAGUGUCCUGUGCAAUAACCUUUUUAUGUCAAAAUUUAGUAAAAGCCACAGAGUUGUCUAAUAACCCAGAGUAACCAAUCAUAUCAUUUUGUAAGCCUGUUGGGUAUCUCUUUUUAAGCUGUAAACGUGUAUGAAAAAAACAGAAUGGUAAAUGUGUGCCAGGAAUACUGAAAAGCAACGAUCUGUAUCCUUUGUGUAUAUCUGAAUUUAUACUUGUGAGCUUGUGAUGCCAUAUUGCUAGAGAUAGAAACCAUAAACACACGUCUCACAUGGGCUUAAAGGGAUUCUGUCAUUGUAAAACAUGUUUUUUUUACAAAGUGCAUCAGUUAACAGCAGUCAUCCAGCAGAAUCCUGCAUUGAAAUCCAUUUUUCAAAAGAGCAGAUUUUUUUUAUAUUUAAUUUUGAAAUCUGACAUGGGGCUAGAAAUGUUGUUUGUUUCCCAGGUGCCCUUAGUCAUGUGACUUGGGCUCUGAUACUGCUGCACUGCAAGUUGGAGUGAUAUCACCUCUCCCCCACCCCUCAGAAGCCCUUCAGCAGAACAAUGGAAAGGUGACCAGAUAAGAGCACCCUGACACCUGCUAAAAAUACUCCCAUAACCCCAAACCUAAAGGUAGAUCUGAGAACAGCACUGAAUAGUAAACAUACAAGUCCAGCUUAUCUGACAGUAGUUUCAAAGUGCAGCACUGUCAUGAAAGCCUGACACACACCAAUAUUCCAACUUAAUAAAAUACAUUUAUUGGUUUAAAAGUACAAUUUUAAAUGGUAGAAUGAAUUGUUUAAUGUACACAGUGUAAUUUAGUAAUAAAAACUAUACCAUAAAAAUCAUGACUGAAUCCCUUUGCUUUGAUAUGUGGGAUACAAGGAAGGUCCAGGUUUCUUACCAUGAACAAGGAAGAAAAUGGGAUCACAGAAACCUUUCCCGAAUUAACCUCAGAUGCUUUUCUAUAGUCAGUGUUUCCGAUAUUAUUUUGUGAGUGUGUGAUUUAGUAUUUGAAGUAAAAGUAUUGGCUUUUUAUGUCUUAGCAAAUAGGACCUGCAUUAACUGCGCAGAACCAGAACAUACGGGCACGGCUUUGCUUUGUCUACAUUGUGUGCAAAAAUGUGAACAAAUGAUGUGUAUGUUGCUAUUGCUAAAGGCCCUUUUGUGAGUGGAACAAAAACCUGCAGAUUUGGUUGGACAAGCUUAUGCAAGCUGUAUUCCCAUUGGUCACAACUCUGGGAGUGUUUAUAGACCUUAAUGUUGAAAUGCAUGCUUUAUUAUAAAUGAAUGGUACAAUCGCUUCCCGGCAUCCCUCCCUGCAUGGAAACCUACAUCAGAACUUUCCGCCUUUUUGAUGCCAGAAUAUGCAACGUUCCACAUUAGAGAGUAUUAUGAUUUCUGCCGUGGUGAGUUUGGGCUUUGUUUCAUGACAGCUCAGUUACUGCCGGCAGGUUAUGCACAACUAAAUGUAUCUCCCACAUCACCAUUUGGGCUCUGCCACCUUCAUUCCAUCAUGUUUCUGCCAGUGGGUGUUUGACUGGUUUCUAGGGAAUCACCUGCCGGUCAAUUGAUGUUCUUUGUAUGAAUGCUGGUGAGUUAGUUUAAUAAAACUCUUAUUUAUAUAUAUAAUAUAAUGUAAUAAACAUAUAGUUCCUGGCCAGGGUUUCCCCACUUUGGUUUGAGAGCCACUUACCUAUGAUGCUGCCUGAUGUCUUAUUGGCUCUUUAAUAUUUGUAUUUCUAUUUGAUCUCCCUUUAACCAGAAAACUGAAUUCUGCCAUGUCUCCCUGUGACCUCUUUAUCCUGUUACUGUUCAAUAUCGCAAACGUCCGAAAUAGAAGUAAAUGUCAUUGUGCACAUGGGAGUGGAGUUGAUGUUUUUGAGUUGGACUGUUCUUUAUCUUGAUGAAAUCAUUUGCUGUACAUCCUUGUGUGUAAUUAUGUGGGAUUUCAGCUAAUUCUGCCUAAUGUAAUGGUGGUUGUAUGAAUUGUGUGGCGCUUUGGUUUCUUUUGUCUGAUUCUUGUGACUGAAUUGUUCAAUCCCCUCAACUAAUCUCCCCCUCUCACCGGCUCAAACAUUGUAUGUUUGCUCUUCAGUACUGUUGCAAAUAUUUUGUUCAGCAUUAGUUUAAGCAAUAAACAUUUGAUAUUCCUGUGAAA
Molecule: messenger RNA, 7599 nt
Organism: Xenopus laevis (African clawed frog)
Lineage: Eukaryota; Metazoa; Chordata; Amphibia; Anura; Pipidae
Gene: dgcr8.S
Product: microprocessor complex subunit DGCR8
Exons: 15
Coding region: 758-3076 (772 amino acids)
Source: RefSeq, a predicted model, not a curated record